Cladophialophora bantiana CBS 173.52 is the source of this 1278-nucleotide messenger RNA. RefSeq names its product anthranilate phosphoribosyltransferase. NCBI's taxonomy places the organism in Eukaryota, Fungi, Ascomycota, Eurotiomycetes, Chaetothyriales, Herpotrichiellaceae. Gene Ontology annotation, cellular component: cytosol. The record is from RefSeq and is a predicted model, not a curated record. The transcript has a single exon. Gene Ontology annotation, biological process: L-tryptophan biosynthetic process. Gene Ontology annotation, molecular function: anthranilate phosphoribosyltransferase activity. The coding region runs from base 1 to 1278 and encodes 425 amino acids.
AUGGCCGACCCCCCGCCGCCAAAGCACGUCUCGAUCGCCCCGCUGUUGAAAAAGCUGUCCGCCCCGUCCCCUCAGGACAACAGCGUCAAGGCCGAAGACAUCGCACUGGCCUUCUCGCGCACGUUCGAGAAUGAACUGAACCCCACGCAGCUCGCCGCCCUGCUCACGCUGUUGCACUCGACGGGCAAAGAUCGGCAUCCCGACGUGAUUGCCAAAUGUGCAGAAAGUAUGCGCGACGCCGCGGUACAGGUGGAUAAACAUAAAUUGAGAGAAGUCGUGCGGAAGAGGAAGCGCGGUGGUAUGGGUAUGGGAAGUUACAGAGGUGGACUGUGCGAUAUUGUGGGAACAGGUGGGGAUGCGCACUCGACGUUCAACAUCUCGACUACGGCUUCGAUAAUUGCGUCGCCGAUACUAAUGAUGGCGAAGCACGGGAACAGGGCGCAGACAUCCAUGUCCGGGUCAGCGGAUGUGUUGAAUGCUAUUUUGCCCAAGGCGCCCAAGAUAGAAGCGCUGGGCGCGGCGCUGUUGCCAGAGGCAUACGAGCAUACGAAUUACACGUUCCUCUAUGCGCCGAAUUUCCAUCCUGGCAUGAAGUAUGCUGCGACCGUGCGGAGGGAACUUGGACUGAGGACAAUCUUCAAUCUAAUGGGGCCCCUUGCCAACCCCGUGGAGACGCAUAUUGAAGCUCGAGUUGUGGGCGUUGCCUACCAAGAACUGGGCCCCGUCUUCGCGCAGGCGCUGCAACUGUCCGGCGCCACCAAGGCGCUUGUGGUUUGCGGGCAGGAAGAUCUCGAUGAGAUAAGUUGUGCCGGCAAAACGAACUGCUGGUUGUUAAGAGAAGCGGAGAAUCCAGAAUAUAGGGGCGAUCGGGAUGAAGAGGAGGAUACCAGUGACGACGAGGCGCCACCCAAAUACGUCUCCAAGGUGGAGAGGUUCGAACUUGAGCCCGCCGACUUUGGUCUACCUUCACACCCACUAUCGCAGGUUGGCGGCGGAGGCCUGCCUAGGCAAAACGCCGCCGUGCUGAUGAGCAUUCUGCGCAACGAGAGACCUCCCAAUGACCCGAUACUGCAUUUUGUGCUGAUGAACAUCGCCGCACUGCUGGUGGUGAGUGGCGCUUGUGAUGCCGAUAGCUGCGAAAGUGGUGAAGUCAUCACAGAGCGAGGGCCGGCAGGAGGAAGAUGGAAAGAAGGCGUGAAAAAGGCCAGAUGGUGCAUAGAAAGCGGGAAGGCUCUGAAAGAAUUCGACAAGUUCAUAGAGUUCACCAACCGAGUAUAG